This is a messenger RNA of Nicotiana attenuata, 2035 nucleotides long. RefSeq names its product cytochrome P450 CYP72A219-like. The coding region runs from base 257 to 1798 and encodes 513 amino acids. The record is from RefSeq and is a predicted model, not a curated record. Gene Ontology annotation, molecular function: oxidoreductase activity, acting on paired donors, with incorporation or reduction of molecular oxygen; heme binding; monooxygenase activity. NCBI's taxonomy places the organism in Eukaryota, Viridiplantae, Streptophyta, Magnoliopsida, Solanales, Solanaceae. The transcript is spliced from 5 exons.
AAAAGUUUGAUUUUUCUUGGCAGACAAGAUCACUAGUCUGGCCAUUGACUCAUAGACUUUUCUUCUUUCCUCUAUUCCUUCAGCUAUCUUUGAUUUGUCAUAUGCUUCUUAUCAAGCUAUCUAGAUACAUUUGACUCUUCUAAUAUUUCUCCAUGAUAAGCUUGCUUUGCAACUCUCCUUUUGCCCAAAGAAAUGCAUAUAAAUACAACAUUUUCCAAGCCCAUUUCUCCACUCUCUAUCACAGAAAGAAACAAAGAUGAUAUACAAUAUUUCAUUAGCAAUCUCUUUUGUCAUAAUAAUUAUUCUUUUGAGAUGGGGUUGGAGAUUCAUGAAUUGGCUGUGGUUGCAGCCAAAGUGUUUGGAGAAAUGCCUCACAGAGUUGGGUUUCAGGGGAAACCCUUACAAGCUGUUGUAUGGAGACAUGAAAGAAGUUGUGAUGAUGGAUGAAGAAGCUAAGUCCAAGCCUAUCAAAUUCUCCCAUGAUAUUGUCCCUAGAAUCAUGCCCUUCAUCCAAAAAACCAUUAUCGAUUACGGUAAGAAGUCUUUUAUAUGGUUGGGGCCAACUCCUGCAUUGCUCAUCAUGGACCCAGAACUUAUAAGGGAAAUCUUGUCAAAGAGUAAUAUAUUCCAGAAGCCUCCGCCUACUGCACAAACAAAAUUGUUAGCAGAAGGAAUCUUGAGCUAUGAAGCAGAUAAGUGGGCUAAACACAGAAGAAUCAUCAACCCUGCUUUUCACCUAGACAAGUUGAAGCAUAUGGUACCUUCAUUCCAUUUGUGUACUUGUGAGAUGUUGAGCAAAUGGGAAAAAAUUGUCUCAGCAGAAGGAUCAGAGGUAGAUGUGUGGCCAUAUCUUCAAAGUUUAACAAGUGAUGCCAUUUCAAGAACUGCAUUUGGCAAUAGCUAUGAAGAAGGAAGAAAGAUGUUUGAACUUCAACAAGAACUAGCCAAAAUUAUCUUAAAAGUGACAGAGUCAAGUUAUAUUAAGUUCUUGCCCAACAAAGAGGAUAGAAGGAUGAAACAAAUAUAUCAGGAAGUAAGAUCACUUGUGUUGGGAAUUAUCAAUAAAAGAAUGAAUGCAAUUGAAGCAGGGGAAGCAUCAAAUAACGAUGACUUAUUGGGUAUAUUAUUGGAAUCCAAUUUGAAAGAAAUCCAGGAACAUGGAAAUAAGAAAUUUGGAAUGAGUAUGGAUGAGGUAAUUGAAGAGUGUAAGUUGUUUUAUUUUGCUGGACAAGAGACAACUUCAGCAUUGCUUACAUGGUCAAUGAUUGUAUUGAGCAAACACUCCGACUGGCAAGCUCGUGCUAGAGAAGAGGUUCUUAAAGUCUUUGGCAACAAUAGACCUGACUAUGACAUGCUGAAUCAACUCAAAGUUGUAACUAUGAUUAUUCAAGAGGUCUUGAGAUUGUAUCCACCACUUCUUUUGAUGGGUCGAGAGGUACAUAAAGAAACCAAAUUAGGAAACUUAUCACUACCAAGUGGAGUGCAACUCCUAUUACCAACAAUAAUGUUGCAUCAUGACCAAGAAAUAUGGGGUGAAGAUGUUAAAGAGUUCAAUCCAGAGAGGUUUAGUGAAGGAGUAAACAAAGCAACAAAAGGCAAGUUUGCAUACUUUCCAUUUAGUUGGGGACCAAGAAUCUGCAUUGGACAAAACUUUGCUAUGUUAGAGGCCAAAAUGGCUCUUGCUAUGAUUCUACAACACUAUGCUUUUGAUGUUUCUCCUUCUUAUGCUCAUGUUCCUUAUUCAGUGCUAACUCUUCAACCUCAACAUGGCGCUCAGCUAAUUCUACACAAGUUGUAGGUGGAGGAGGAGCCAAAGUUUGAAGUUUUUGAGCUCUGAACUUAUCGCCGUUUAGCUUUAGUAAAUUCUAUAUUACAAAUACAGGAUCUAAGCAAAAAUUGUUGGUUCAUCUAAACUCGUGUCUAAUACUUUAGUUCCGCUCCUUGAUUAUUUGGAGCAUCUUGUAGCCAAGUUAUCUUACGAAGUUUUGUUUAAUAUUUGGUAAUAAAGGAUCACUUAUUCUAAUUUUUGUUGUUA